AUGACGAAUAUUUUAACUGCUCAAGAUAAGGUUUUUAGUUUUCUUCGUAAAUUGCAACUUUACCAACGCAGAAUUGAUGUCGAGGACAUUUCAAUGUUCCCAGAACUAACAAUGGUGCUCGACGAAAGAAAUGAAAAAUGUUCAUUCACAGACCAAAUAGCUCUUCACUUAUUAUCAGUAGUAGAUUCAAUCGGUAAAUAUUUUCCAGAUUUAAAAAAUCGUCAAGUAAAUGCUUGGGUGCUAAGACCCUUUUCAGUGGAUGAAAAUGUAUUUCCAGAUACUGAAAUUGAAACCAAAUCACAAUUUUUAGGACUUCGUGAAGACAACACACAGAAAAUAGAUUUUUAUAACACACUACUAGCAACAUUUUGGCGAAAAAUUGGUGGCGAGUAUCCAUUAUUAUCAGAAAAAGCCUUGAAAAUACUGAUCCCUUUUUCCACAACGUACAGGUGUGAAAGUGGAUUUUCAACAAUGGUAACAAUGAAAACAAAAGCAAGAAACCGAUUAAACUUGGAACACGACCUAAGAUGUGCAUUGGCCGAAACUGAAUAG
Messenger RNA from Metopolophium dirhodum (rose-grain aphid), 552 nucleotides. Its product is annotated as protein FAM200A-like. Gene Ontology annotation, molecular function: protein dimerization activity. Lineage: Eukaryota; Metazoa; Arthropoda; Insecta; Hemiptera; Aphididae. The record is from RefSeq and is a predicted model, not a curated record. The transcript has a single exon. Bases 1 to 552 code for a protein of 183 amino acids.